GGUCGUUCAUCCAUCUCAAACUUGUUAGUUUUCUAGAUCCAAUCAUCAUGUCUCUCUUCGGAAAGUUGGAAACUGAUGUAGAAAUCGAAGCUCCCGCUUCGAAGUUUCACGAAAUCUUUCACCAAAGGCCUCACCAUAUCUCCAAUGUGUCGGGCGACAAAAUCCAAGGCUGCGAGAUUCACGAAGGCGAAUGGGGACAAGUUGGCUCCGUCGUUUACUGGAACUACGUUCACGAUGGGAAGCCUUGCGUAGCGAAGGAGAUAAUCGAAGCGGUCGAUGAGGAGAAUAAUAUGAUCUCGUUUAAAGUAAUAGAAGGAGAUCUUUUGGAAGAGUACAAAAGCUUUAAGUUAACGAUCCAUUGUCUUCCAAGGGAUAAGGGAAGUGUGAUUCAUUGGACUUUGGAAUAUGAAAAGCUACACGAUGAGGUUCCUGAUUCACAUAGCUUGCUUCAAUUCUGUGUCGAUGUCUCGAAAGACAUUGAAGCUCAUCUCAUGGAGGAUGACAAAGAACCACUUCUUUUUUCAAAUCCGGCCAUCAUGAGUUUGUGUGGGAAAUUAGAGGCCGAUGUAAAAAUCAAGGCCCCGGCUUCAAAGUUCCAUGAAAUGUUUCAUCGAAAGCCUCACCAAAUCUCCAAGGCUUGUGGAGACAAAAUCCAAGGUUGUCAGCUUCAUGAAGGCGAAUGGGGCAAAGUUGGCUCGAUCAUUUACUGGAACUAUGUUCAUUGUGGGAAGGCUUCAGUAGCUAAGGAGGUAAUUGAAGCGGUUGAUGAGGAGAACAAUAAGAUAUGUUUCAAAGUCAUAGAAGGAGACCUUUUAAAGGAUUAUAAGAGCUUUAGAAUUAUAAUUCAGUGUAUUCCAAAGGAUAAGGGAAGCGUGGUUCAUUGGAUUUUCGAGUAUGAAAAGCGACACGAGAAGAUUCCUGAUUCACAUAGCUUGCUUCAUUUGUGUGUUGCUAUCUCCAAAGACAUCGAAGCUCAUCUCCUGGGUAAUGAAAAGCCAUGUGGCGCGUAAGUCGGAGUACUUGAGAAUAAGAUAUCUGGACACGUUUCUACGUUAAUGUGUUUAAAUAAGAUCAUCUGUUUGUGUGUGUCAUAUGAUCGAGACAUGUUUGGAAUCAUGUUUGAAAUGGGAAUAAAGUUUGUAAGAAUAUGUGUGUACUAAAAAAUAAUAAAUGUACGUUAUAAUAAGGAUUGUUGUGUUUCU
Molecule: messenger RNA, 1202 nt
Organism: Cucurbita pepo subsp. pepo (vegetable marrow)
Lineage: Eukaryota; Viridiplantae; Streptophyta; Magnoliopsida; Cucurbitales; Cucurbitaceae
Product: MLP-like protein 31
Biological process (GO): defense response
Source: RefSeq, a predicted model, not a curated record